AUGAGAGGAGGUGGUAAUAGGGUAAAAAGAAAGAGAGUUGGGUUCCAUAACAAGAAAGGGCAGGUUGAUAUUUGUUUUAUUCAGGAGUCUAAAUUGAGGGAGGUGGACAGUGGAACUGUUAGAGACUUAUGGGGCGACAAAUUUGUGGAGUGGUCUUUUGCGGAGGCGAAUGGGGCUUCGGGAGGAUUAAUAACUAUGUGGAAGAAGAAUCUUUUCAAUCUGAUUUUCAGUUUUAAAAGACAAGGCUUCCUCGGGCUUUGUGUGGAAAAGAAUGGCAAGGUGAUAUAUUUCGUUAACGUUUACGCUUCUUGUGAUAGUAGACGGAGGGUGGAAACUUGGAAUUGUUUGUUGGACUUCAAGUCUAAAAACGUUAAAGGGUCUUGGUGUAUAGGAGGGGAUUUCAACUCAAUCCUCUCUCUAGAGGAAAGGGUAGGAAAACUGGGAAGGAGUUGUAGAAAAGAGAUUUCGGAGUUCAACGGCUUUAUUGAAGGGAUGGAGUUGGUGGAUGUUCUGACUAUAGGAGGUAAAUUCACUUGGUUCAAUAGUAAUGGUAAGGCAAUGAGCCCGCUUGAUAGAUUUCUCUCAUCGGAAGACUAUAUUGAAGAUUGGGAGGUAGAAGGCCAAUUUAUAGGAGAUAGAGACAUAUCCGAUCAUGCUUCGAUUUGGUUAAAAGAUAAUAAACAAAAUUGGGGUCCUAAACCAUUCAAGUUCAACAACUCUUGGUUUAACAAUGAAGAUUUCAUUCCGUUUGUUACGAGGGAAUGGGAAAGCUUUAGUAUUAAUGGGAGAGGCGAUUUUUGUUUGGUGGAAAAGCUCAAACUAUUGAAGAAGAGACUUUCGUGGUGGAACAAGGAGGUGUACGGAUGGCUGGAUCUUAACAUAGAAAAGGCGGGGGAGGAGUUGAAUUUUAUCGAUAACUUGUUUGUUCAUUUUGCAGGUGAUGUUCCGGAAGAGAUUGUUAAGGAGAGAUCCAAGGCGGUGGCGAGUUUUUGA
This is a messenger RNA of Vicia villosa (hairy vetch), 993 nucleotides long. RefSeq lists its product as uncharacterized. Bases 1 to 993 code for a protein of 330 amino acids. Gene Ontology annotation, molecular function: catalytic activity. The record is from RefSeq and is a predicted model, not a curated record. The transcript has a single exon. NCBI's taxonomy places the organism in Eukaryota, Viridiplantae, Streptophyta, Magnoliopsida, Fabales, Fabaceae.